Messenger RNA from Oryza brachyantha (malo sina), 4137 nucleotides. RefSeq names its product ABC transporter B family member 21-like. The transcript has 11 exons. NCBI's taxonomy places the organism in Eukaryota, Viridiplantae, Streptophyta, Magnoliopsida, Poales, Poaceae. Gene Ontology annotation, biological process: transmembrane transport. Gene Ontology annotation, cellular component: membrane. Bases 25 to 3876 code for a protein of 1283 amino acids. The record is from RefSeq and is a predicted model, not a curated record. Gene Ontology annotation, molecular function: ATP binding; ABC-type transporter activity; ATP hydrolysis activity.
GCGAAUCUUGGGGGGACGGUGGCCAUGCCGGAGUCUUGGAGAGACGCAGAGGCGAGCGCGUCGGCCGCCGUCGGCCCGUCGGACUCGAGCCCCCCGGGGAAUGGCGGCGGCAAGGGCGGCAAUGGCGCGGCGAGGGGAGAGCGGGCGGGGGCGGCGGCGAAGGCGACGGCGUCGCGGGUGCCGUUCCACAAGCUGUUCGCGUUCGCGGACAAGGCGGACGCGGCGCUGAUGCUGCUGGGGACGCUGGGGGCCGUGGCCAAUGGCGCCGCGAUGCCGUUCAUGACGGUGCUGUUCGGCAACCUCAUCGACGCCUUCGGCGGCGCGCUCGGCAUCCACGACGUCGUCGAGCGGGUCUCCAUGGUCUCGCUCGAGUUCAUCUACCUCGCCAUCGCCUCCGCCGUCGCCUCCUUCGUCCAGGUGACGUGCUGGAUGAUCACCGGCGAGCGGCAGGCGGCGCGGAUACGGAACCUGUACCUCAAGACCAUCCUGAGGCAGGAGAUCGCCUUCUUCGACAAGUACACCAGCACCGGCGAGGUCGUCGGCAGGAUGUCCGGCGACACGGUGCUCAUCCAGGACGCCAUGGGCGAGAAGGUUGGCAAGUUCAUUCAGCUGGUGGUGACGUUCUUGGGCGGGUUCAUCGUCGCCUUCGCCCAGGGCUGGCUCCUCACCCUGGUCAUGAUGGCGACCAUCCCGCCGCUCGUCGUCGCGGGGGCCGUCAUGUCCAACGUCGUGGCCAAGAUGGCGUCCCUCGGCCAGGCGGCCUACGCCGAGUCGUCGGUGGUGGUGGAGCAGACCAUCGGCUCCAUCAGAACGGUUGCAUCCUUCACGGGGGAGAAGCAGGCGGUGGAGAAGUACAGCAAGUCCCUGAAAAGCGCCUACAAGUCCGGCGUCCGGGAGGGCCUCGCCGCGGGGCUCGGCAUGGGCACGGUCAUGGUGCUCCUCUUCUGCGGCUACUCGCUGGGGAUAUGGUACGGUGCCAAGCUCAUCUUGCUCAAGGGGUACACCGGCGCCAAGGUCAUGAAUGUCAUCUUCGCAGUGCUAACCGGCUCUCUAGCACUGGGGCAGGCAUCACCAAGCAUGAAAGCUUUUGCAGGUGGGCAGGCUGCUGCGUACAAAAUGUUUGAGACAAUAAACAGAAAACCAGAGAUCGAUGCAUACAGCACAACAGGAAUGAAGCUCGAUGACAUUCGAGGGGAUAUUGAGUUUAGGGAUGUAUAUUUCUCCUACCCAACUAGGCCUGAUGAGCAAAUAUUCAGAGGUUUCUCCCUUUCAAUACCUAGUGGCACAACAGUUGCAUUGGUUGGUCAGAGUGGGAGUGGUAAAUCAACAGUUAUCAGCCUAAUUGAAAGGUUUUACGACCCACAGCUUGGUAAUGUUCUCAUAGAUGGUGUGAAUCUCAAAGAAUUCCAGCUUAGGUGGAUCAGAAGUAAAAUCGGCCUUGUCAGCCAAGAACCAGUCCUAUUUGCUGCUAGCAUAAAGGAAAACAUAGCUUAUGGCAAAGACAACGCGACCGAUCAAGAAAUUAGGGCUGUAGCUGAGCUUGCUAAUGCCUCUAAAUUCAUAGAUAAAAUGCCUCAGGGUCUUGAUACUUCAGUUGGUGAGCAUGGGACACAGCUUUCUGGUGGGCAGAAGCAAAGAAUUGCCAUAGCAAGAGCAAUCUUAAAAGAUCCAAGGAUCCUACUGUUGGAUGAAGCUACAAGCGCUCUGGAUGCUGAGUCUGAGAGGAUUGUGCAAGAAGCUCUUGACAGGGUCAUGACUAACAGAACAACUGUCAUAGUUGCACACCGUUUGAGCACAGUUAGAAAUGCUGACACCAUUGCUGUCAUUCAUCAAGGAACAUUAGUGGAAAAGGGUCCACACCAUGAGCUUCUAAAGGAUCCUGAGGGAGCUUACAGCCAACUGAUAAGGCUGCAGGAAGCAAAUCGGCAGGACAAAUCUGACCGGAAGGGUGACUCUGGAGCUCGUUCAGGCAAACAAUUGUCUAUAAAUCAGUCUGCUAGCCGCAGUCGGAGGUCAUCCCGUGAUAACAGCCACCAUUCAUUCUCUGUACCAUUUGGUAUGCCCUUAGGGAUCGAUAUUCAGGAUGGUUCAUCUGAUAAACUAUGUGAUGAGAUGCCACAGGAUGUGCCUCUAAGUCGUCUUGCCUCUCUGAACAAACCAGAAAUUCCAGUCCUCAUACUGGGUUCUGUUGCAUCAGUCAUCAGUGGAGUAAUCUUCCCUAUCUUUGCUAUACUACUGUCAAAUGUGAUCAAAGCAUUCUAUGAGCCCCCUCAUCUGCUGAGGAAAGAUUCACAGUUCUGGUCAUCCAUGUUCUUGGUGUUUGGCGCAGUAUACUUUUUGUCACUUCCAGUCAGUUCGUACCUUUUCUCUAUAGCUGGUUGCAGGUUGAUCAAAAGGAUAAGACUGAUGACAUUUGAGAAGGUGGUAAAUAUGGAGAUCGAAUGGUUUGAUCACCCAGAAAACUCAAGUGGAGCAAUUGGUGCAAGGCUAUCAGCUGAUGCAGCUAAAGUUAGGGGACUUGUGGGUGAUGCACUUCAAUUAGUUGUACAAAACACAACAACUUUGAUAGCUGGUUUAGUCAUUGCCUUUGUAUCAAACUGGGAAUUAUCACUCAUCAUCUUAGCUUUAAUACCACUCAUUGGUCUAAAUGGAUGGAUCCAGAUGAAGUUCAUUCAGGGUUUCAGUGCAGAUGCGAAGAUGAUGUAUGAGGAGGCAAGUCAAGUGGCAAAUGAUGCAGUAAGCAGUAUAAGAACCGUAGUCUCCUUCUCAGCAGAAGAAAAGGUUAUGGAUUUGUAUAAGAAGAAAUGUGAAGGUCCCUUAAGGACAGGAAUUAGAACAGGGAUUAUAAGUGGGAUUGGGUUUGGUGUUUCCUUUUUCUUGCUAUUUGGUGUAUAUGCAGCUAGCUUUUAUGCUGGCGCUCGGCUUGUUGAGGAAAACAAGACAACGUUUCCUAAAGUUUUCAGGGUUUUUCUUGCUCUUGCUAUGGCAGCAAUUGGGGUGUCACAAUCAAGUACACUUACAUCGGAUUCUUCCAAAGCAAAAUCAGCUGUAUCUUCGAUAUUUGCAAUUGUGGAUCGUAAGUCUAGGAUAGACCCAAGUGAGGAUGCAGGGGUAACUGUCGAAACACUGCACGGCAAUAUUGAGUUCCAGCAUGUUAGCUUCAGGUAUCCUACCAGGCCAGAUGUUGAGAUAUUCCGAGACUUGUGCUUGACAAUUCAUUCUGGGAAGACUGUUGCACUUGUUGGGGAGAGUGGCAGUGGAAAAUCAACGGCAAUUUCAUUGCUUCAGAGGUUUUAUGAUCCUGACGUAGGGCAUAUACUGCUAGAUGGUGUGGACAUUCAGAAGUUUCAGCUAAAGUGGUUGAGGCAACAAAUGGGCCUGGUGAGUCAAGAACCAGCCCUCUUCAACGACACUGUACGAGCAAAUAUUGCUUAUGGGAAGGAGGGACAAGCAACAGAGUCGGAAAUCAUUGAAGCCGCCAAAUUGGCAAACGCUCACAAGUUCAUUAGUUCUUCGCAUCAGGGGUAUGACACAAUGGUUGGAGAGCGGGGAGCUCAGUUGUCUGGAGGCCAAAAGCAGCGUAUUGCAAUCGCGCGCGCAAUUGUGAAGAAUCCUAAGAUCCUUCUGCUGGAUGAAGCAACCAGUGCACUGGAUGCCGAAUCCGAGAGGGUGGUUCAAGACGCACUGGACAGAGUGAUGGUCAACCGGACAACCGUGAUCGUGGCUCACCGUUUGACCACGAUACAAAACGCAGAUUUGAUCGCGGUCGUCAAGAAUGGAGUGAUCAUCGAGAAGGGAAAGCACGAUACCUUGAUGAACAUCAAGGAUGGCGCCUACGCCUCCCUCGUCGCCCUUCAUUCAGCAGCCUCUUCAUAGCAGGUAGUAAGGCUCCUGCAAAGUGUCUGCUGAAUAUAUAUUAACAGAACUGGCACGCUGUGUAAUACUGCAGGUGCUAGUCUUUGUUCCUCUUUUGAUGGCAUACAUAACUGCUUAUAGCCAAGAGGGAAUGGAUAUACAGAAUAGUAAGGACCAAAUGUAAAUGCAACAAGUUGGUCCUUAACAUAUAUAUUUAAUUCAUAAAUAUAUAUAUAUAUAUGUAACACGGAUCAUAGAUACCAAAUAGAUGAUGAUUAUGAU